Messenger RNA from Ficedula albicollis (Collared flycatcher), 576 nucleotides. RefSeq names its product fibroblast growth factor 20 (gene FGF20). The record is from RefSeq and is a predicted model, not a curated record. Gene Ontology annotation, cellular component: cytoplasm. Gene Ontology annotation, biological process: positive regulation of protein phosphorylation; animal organ morphogenesis; fibroblast growth factor receptor signaling pathway. The transcript is spliced from 3 exons. The annotation marks the transcript as partial. NCBI's taxonomy places the organism in Eukaryota, Metazoa, Chordata, Aves, Passeriformes, Muscicapidae. Gene Ontology annotation, molecular function: fibroblast growth factor receptor binding; growth factor activity.
CCCAUCCUGCGGCGGCGGCAGCUCUACUGCCGCACCGGCUUCCACCUGCAGAUCCUGCCCGACGGCAGCGUGCGCGGCACCCGCCAGGACCACAGCCUCUUCGGUAUCCUUGAAUUCAUCAGUGUGGCAGUGGGACUGGUCAGUAUUAGAGGCGUGGACAGUGGUCUUUACCUUGGAAUGAAUGAGAAGGGAGAACUCUAUGGCUCUGAGAAACUAACUUCAGAGUGCAUCUUCAGGGAACAGUUUGAGGAAAACUGGUACAACACUUAUUCCUCCAAUGUGUACAAACAUGGGGAUUCAGGGCGGAGGUACUUUGUAGCACUUAAUAAAGACGGUACUCCCAGAGAUGGGGCAAGGUCCAAAAGACACCAGAAAUUCACACAUUUCUUGCCCCGGCCUGUGGAUCCUGAAAGAGUUCCAGAACUCUACAAAGAUGUGUUAGGAUACAGCUGAAGAAAGAGGCAGCUUUGGCAAAAAAGGCCAACUGGAGCUGUUGCCCAUGCUUCCAUGGCAAUGCCAGCAUGAGGAACCUGCAGAGGUCUAAGAUGCUGGAUGUGAAGAACCAACUUGGUGAAA